Messenger RNA from Suillus bovinus, 850 nucleotides. RefSeq lists its product as uncharacterized. The record is from RefSeq and is a predicted model, not a curated record. Lineage: Eukaryota; Fungi; Basidiomycota; Agaricomycetes; Boletales; Suillaceae. The transcript is spliced from 5 exons. The coding region runs from base 173 to 769 and encodes 198 amino acids.
CUGAUAAUGAGUCACGUGAACAUGCAGUAAAUAGCCCUUUCAGCCGAGGCUACACCCCACUGCACGUCAGACGUACGCAACGACGAGCUCUAACGGUCCUCACUCACAGAAGUUCGUCCAGCAUCAUUAUGAAUUGAACUUGGUUUGAUCCUGCAAUCUGCAGAUACACAUAAUGGAUAAUGAUGCCAUGAUGGAAGGCAGUAGUUGCUCCGUACAGGUAGCGCCGCGGCUGCCUAGUAUUGAGAGUGAAUACACUUCCUCUUUGAUGCCCAAUGUCCUCCCGCCUGCCCGCGAGUUUCGAGAUAUUCAAGUCAAGGUGCAUAUUCGUCGACCUGAGAAGGACUCUUGGGCAUACCUUGGACGUGCUUUGGUGUCACAAGAAGUCGUAGGCCAGUCCUCUCGUGUCGUUGUACGCUCAUUGACAUCUAGCAAGGUGCUGGUCGCAUUCGGAGAGGCGUCCGAGCUCCAAGCCGAAAAACGCGGCAACUUCGUUGUCGUCGGCUGUGUGGAGGGUUCUCGGGUUAUCUCAUGGUCUUUGAACGCCGUGAACAACUCCGAAACCCUUCGCUUGCUUGCAAGCAUUGAACUCGCAUGCUAUCGUUGCAGGCUCGCCGUAGUUGAUCCACGAACCCAUACUAGGGCUCGUCGGCGCAUUGAGCGUGUCAUUAAAGAGGAUAGACGCAGGAGACAUAGGCGUCGUAAAGACCAGGAUGCAAUGAUUGACGCAUUCCAACAACACCAUCUUGGCGAUGAUGUGCCAGAUUCAUGAACACAGUUCACUUCUUGACAAUGGAUGGAUUAGACAGAGUAACGGCGUAUUGACUAACAACCGUACAGGAUUGCGCAACCU